AUGACUCUUUUCCAAACCCUCUUCCGAUCACGCAAGUCAGAGACAGAUCGGCCUCGUCUUCCUUGGCCUCGGAUCCGCCGCUCGCAGUCUGCUGCGGUUGUGCUGGAGGGGCAUCUCCAUCACUCGCCAGGUGAUGAGGAUAUCCUCCACGCAGCUCAGCUUACUGGCGAGCCCGAGGUCCAGCACCAGGACCUGCAAGUGAGCGGCCAAACGGUGCAAUCUCAAGAAUCAGCUCACAGCAACAUCACCGUUUGCCGACGCCCCUCUCAGCGAAUCUCGCUGCACUUGCAAGAGCUGAGUGAGGACUGGUCUGUGGAUACCAGCAAUGCCUUUGAGGAGUAUGCCCGGGAGGGCAUCCACAUCCCUGAGGUAUCGGAUCCAUUUUCAGAUGGAAAGAUCGCAAGUUCUUCUCGUCUGGACCGCCUUUCCUCCUCUCGCUACAGCGAGGAUCCACUGCCGGUGAUCUCGGAGUCAGGGAGACGCAGUUACACCGAAGACUCGUCUCACCUGGCGUCCGGAAGAUCGUACGGCGAGUACAGCCAACGCUAUGCUCGUCGUCAUGACGUUCCCCACUCGGUCUCUGUUCAGGAAAAGAUCAGUUCUCUCAGCGGCCAGUCAAAUUGCAUCACUGGCUUGGGUCUUCUUGACCCAGUCAAAGCCAGAGAGGCAUUCAAUGUGGUGGCAAGGCAGUUCAACCUUCCACUGGGCAUCUUAGCCGAUGAAUCGGAAACCGCCGAUGUCGUCCAAGAGGAACCGACCCUCGAGGUUGGAGGCUCAUCGCGUCGGCACCGAUUCUCCGGACUACUUCGCCCUGUGAAGUCGAGCUUGGCCUUGGUAAAAGCUCCCUCUGUUGCGCCGUCGCGUGUUCCCAGACUGCGGCGGACAAAGACCUUUGUGGACCUCCUGCGCCGUCCUGAGCCGAUGACAUCUCUUCAUGGGAUGUCGGCCGACAAGCUCGCUCGCCUAGGAGGAGCCAGCUUCAUCACAUUGCCGUUUGAUUUGGCGCCAGCUCCAUUGCACCUACCAGCAUGCAUCGUGGCCUCAAUCAUGUUCUUGCGCAAAUAUGGCGACCAUACUCGCGCUGGAGAUCUGUUCGUUGAUCCCGGUGACCUCAAGGAAGCCAUUCGCCUGUACGACUCCUUUGCCAGCCAAGUCCUGUCCGCCACAAAGGAUGAGCACCGAAUCUCAUCGGCCCUCCGCGUGAUUACCAUGCCCAUCUGCCAAGACGGCGAGACGACUCCAGUGCUCACUGUCGCCUGGACCUUCAAGGCAUUGUUGGCUGGCCUGCCCGAGGGAAUCCUUGGAUCUACCGUGCUGUACGAAACGUUGAAGAAGAUCUAUCUUCUUGAAGACGUCGUUGGUUCCGAUAUCCCACGGGCGACCCGUACUCGGCUCAUCUCCCUCGCCAUCGUGGCAUUGACCAGUGAAAUGCAAUGCUCCCUCCUUUGUGCCGUCGUCGGGCUUCUUCGUGACUUGCUUCGAACCCGCAGCAUCGAGUCCGAUAACACCGGGAAGCCACUCCGGGUGGUGGCAAUCGCCGGACUGACGCAGGUGUUUGGACCUCUGUUGAGUGGAACUGGUACAGGGGCUACUGCUGGGUCGUGGCGGGAUCAUGAAGACUCGCAGGCUCAAGGGGCUGCCCAAGUGCUGCAGAAGAUUGAGGAAGAACUUGUGACGGGAAUGUUACUUGAGUACUGGUCGGAUAUCAACGUUCAGCUGCGGGCGUGGACCAGAUCUUCUUCGGCAGAGGAUUACAUUCGGGGGUGA
Molecule: messenger RNA, 1767 nt
Organism: Penicillium cataractarum
Lineage: Eukaryota; Fungi; Ascomycota; Eurotiomycetes; Eurotiales; Aspergillaceae
Exons: 3
Coding region: 1-1767 (588 amino acids)
Source: RefSeq, a predicted model, not a curated record